Messenger RNA from Patella vulgata (common limpet), 5109 nucleotides. RefSeq names its product neuroepithelial cell-transforming gene 1 protein. Lineage: Eukaryota; Metazoa; Mollusca; Gastropoda; Patellidae. Gene Ontology annotation, molecular function: guanyl-nucleotide exchange factor activity. Bases 89 to 1504 code for a protein of 471 amino acids. The transcript has 15 exons. Gene Ontology annotation, biological process: positive regulation of Rho protein signal transduction. The record is from RefSeq and is a predicted model, not a curated record.
CGCCAUUUUUAACCAAGGAAGAAAUUCGGCAAUGAAUAAGCUUAUUAUUUCAUUUUAAAUGUAUAACUCAUAAGAUAUUUAUGCUGUUAUGGGUGACGAAAAUAUAUUUAGGAUUCCUGAAGUAAAGGAAAAAAGAAGCAACAGACGCCUAUCCUUAAAUUCUGCUUUUGAGCUGCCAUUUACAUCAAAAAGAAAACGGAAAACCGAUGAAGAUUCAUUAAGUGUACAGAGUUACGAUGUUGGUGCUACUCUUAAGAAAAAGACAAGACGAUCAUUACUACGGGUAUCAUCAUUAGUUAAUCUACUGUCACCCAGUAAAUCUUCUAAGACAAGAAGUAGAACACCAUUUAAAGUACCAUGUUCACCACGACCAGUUGUUUCUCCAUACAAGGCACCACUUCCAUCAGCUGGUAAAAAACGUCUAGGUAAAACAUGGUCUGAUAUGAUGACUACAGAUGGUAGAAAUCCUAGUAAAUUCUCUCAUAAUGAUAUUAAAAAACAAGAGGCGAUAUAUGAACUCUGUCAAGGUGAACAAGAUAUGAUAGAUGAUUUAAAUAUUGUACAAAAGACAUAUCAUGAUUCUAUGCAGAAGUUACAGCUAAUGUCACAUGGUGAAUUAAAACAGAUAUUUGGACCAAUUGAAUCACUUCUACCAGUACACAGGGAAUUAUCAGAAAGAUUACUGAGUAAACGUCAAGCUGAUGGUACAACUCAAGAAGUUGGAAGACAGUUAUUAGAAUGGCUACCAUUAUUAAAGUGCUAUAUACCAUUUUGUUCUAAUCAAGUUUUUGGUAAAGCUUUAUUUGAUGAGAAAAAGAAUGACCCAGCAGUUGUAGAUUUUUUACAACGGUGUCAGGACUCUCCAUUCAGCAGAAAACUCGACUUAUGGAGUCUUUUAGAUGGUGUACGUUCAAAGUUUAUGAAAUAUCCCCUUUUGAUAAAAAGUAUACAAAAAUAUACUGAUCCAAAGGAUGUUGAUUAUCAGUAUCUAACAGAAUCGAUUAAACUUAUAGAGAGUGUGGUAGCAAGUGCUGAUAAAAGUACAGGAGAAGCUAAAUGUUGUCUAUAUAAAGCCAGAAUAUCAUAUAUAUAUGAUGAUCAGAAACACAGUUAUAUUGAAGAUUCAACUAAUUUAGUUUGUAAUGGUAUACUACGUAACAAUAAAGGAAGUAAACUACAUAUUUUCCUGUUCAAUAAGAUACUAUUGGUUACAAGAUUAACCAAUCAAAAUGGACAACAGUGCUAUCAAGUUUAUCGUCAACCAAUCCCAGUUGAUGAAAUGAUCAUAGAAGAUAUGAAGGAAGUGGAAAUAAAAAUGGGGUCAUUUCGAAAAUCAUUUAGUCAAACCGCCACUACACCAAAUAGUGUAUUCAAGGUGUCAUUCAAAGAUCCUUUAAGUGGUCAGUCACACACAUUAAUAGCUAAUGAUGAACAUGAUAAAAGACAGUGGUUACAGUGUUUAGAAAAACUGCUUGCUGAUGUUCCAAAGUGUGAUCAGAAUUAAUAUUUUAGAUAUUGUAAAAACUCUUGAGAUUACAGCAUUUAGUUUUUGACUACAAUCAUAAAUAGUGCUAUUACAGUAUUUAGGCAGCAUUAAGUCAAAUGUGUUUAACAUUUAUUCUUUAACAACUAUGCAUUGUUUUGAUUGAUAUUUAUGGUAUUAAUGUUCUUAAGUUUUUGGUAAUUUAUCAAAAUAUAUCUAGAAAUCCUUUCACUUUCAAGUUUAAUGAAAAUAUUUCUUUUUUAUUUGUAGCUCAAUGUUAGAAGAGUGAUUUGCUCACAUUAUAUGUUUUCUCCUUGUACCCUUUUGUUUUGGAAAUUUUAGAUUUGAUUUAUUUGUAUCUUGUACCUUUUGCUCAAAUCUUUAUCUAUUAUAUGUUUUCUUAUCUUCUUUCUUUCUAUUUACGUAUAAUGUAUGUUUAUCAGUAUUUAUGUCUUGUUGAAUCUUUCUUCUUUCUUUCUUUUUCCUCAUAUAAAACUUUGCAUCAUGUGUACAUCACCUUCAGCUUCUACAGAAAUGUGUUUUACUACCUAUCUUAAAGUCUAUUACAUUAUACAAAAAUGAACCGGAUAUUAAAUUUAAAUUAAUAAAUACUCAUAUUUAUUAGAAUGGUAAUGUAAUAAUGUAUUUAUAGAGUGUCUGAAAUCCAGAAUGAUGUGAUGCUCAAUGACACUAAUUAGAAAAAGCUUUAAAUUAUGUUGUACAUUACAUACUUUUCCGAUGAUAUUACCCCCAAAAUGCCAUCUUUAACAAAUGGGAAAUAAAUUUACUAUGUAAAUGCCAUGGAGUAUUAUAUAACGGCUAUGGGGGAGCAACUUUCUUAAUUCUUGCCAAACUAUCAGGGUAUAAAGAAAACAGUAUUAAUGUAAAUGUGAAAUUAUUUGGUUUCAAUCAAUGCAACUUAAUUCUUUAGUAACAAAACAGGUAUAAUAAUUGUAAUUUCAGGAUAUCAUUUGUGAUAGUUCAUUAUGAUAAUUCACUCACCCCUUUAUUUUACUUUAUGUAGACCAAAAACUUACAACAUCAUCUCAAAUUACAUUCAAUUACAUUCAAUAUUUCCAUGUAGAAUGAAUGAUUUUAAAACCACACUUUAUAGGUAUUUGUUUUUAAAACAUGAAUGCACAUUUUAAUAUAAAUUUUUAUACCAAAGUUGACCUUCAAUCAAACACAUGAAAUAUAAACUAUAAAAGUGUGUUACAUUGAUGAAUUAUUGUGCUAUUUGUAUAUAAUAUUAUAUAUUUGUAUCAUUAUAUUCUUUUUGCCAAAUUAUUGUAUUAUUUUGUAUAUUAAGGAGAUAUAGAUUUUGUUAGACUGAUUGUCUAGACAUAGUGUAAAUUGUUUUUGUCAUUCAUAGAACUGGUUUUCAAGAACAUACAACACAAUGAAAUACAUUUUUUAUCAGCUAAUAGCAUUUAAAGAAGAAAAUAAAACCCCAAUUUAAUCUUGAUACAUGAUAAAAACAAGUGGUUCUUGCUAAAGUGCAAGCAAGCCUCUAUCGAUACAUAAUAAUAGGUUUUACAUCAUGAGACUAUAUGGAUACUGUAAAACAACAAAAUAUAUGUGCCUUGAAAUCAAUAUGUUCAAAGUAAUUAGACCAUUAUCAGCCAUUGCAAGUUUGAGAAGAGAAGUUGAGGAUAGAUAUACACUUAAAGCCAUUAAAACCACAAUGCCAAAUUCAAAGUUUAUUUACUGCAACAACUUUUAACAAAUGUACAUAAUUGACAAAAUCGAGAUAACAAGCAUUUGUAGAGAAUUUCAUGAAAGAAUUCACUACAAAUACACAAAACUGAAACGUCCGAGAACCAUGAAACAAAGAAGGUGACAGCUGAAGUCAUUAUCGGGUAUGUCCACUCUGAGCUCGUACACAUGUCUGAAGUCGCCUUGGCAUGGACUGGCACAGAUGUCUCACUACACGCUGUUGGAUUGUUUGCCAAUGAUUUUGGAGUGUCUGUGACAACUCGUCCGAGUUCAUCCCAAAGGCGUUUGAUAGAGUUCAUGUCGGGAGACAUAGCGGGCCAAUCCAUAACACGGACAUGAUGAUUGUUCAGAAAGUCUCUUGUCAACCUGGCAGUGUGGGGUCGACGGACGCCAUGUUGAGCCAGCAAUGGAAGCAACACCGGACGAAUGAUGGUUUCAGCAUAAUGUUGAGCGUUGAGAUUGCCUUGGACCACCACCAACUGGGACCGGAAGUUGACGUUGAUAGCGACCCAAACCAUGACGCCACCUACGCGGAAACUAUCCCUUUCCAGCAUGCAGUUAUGAGCAAAGCGUUUAUGUCGACAUCGGUACGUCAGGAAAACUGAGGUUGAAUUGGGAUUCAUCCGGGAAGAUGACAUUUCGACAUGGUGUGUUGUGCAGAUACCCCUGAUUUGCGGCCCAUUGCUGUCUGGCAAGUUGAUGACGAUGCAAAAGGAUUUGACCUUGGUAAGCUUGACGGCAGUGUAAUCCAAGAGCAGCCAGACGCCUUUCGACUGUUUGAGGGCUGAUCCGACGCCAUGUUCCAAUAGUUCCCCUGGCAGUAGCAGUAGCUGACUGGAACCUGUUGCGCAAAUGCAGUAGUCGGAUGUGACAAUCUUGAGCAGCGGUUGUUACAGGUGGCGCUCCAGGUUGGGGAUCGAUCGGCAACUCUUCCAGUGGCUUGGAAGCGUCUGAGGCGAGCAAUGGUCGAUGGGUGAACAUUAAAGUUUCUGGACAGCUACCUAUGAAGCCCUCUGAUCCAGCACGCCAAUAGCUCUGAUCCUGUUUUGUUGUGUAAGGCGUAGCAUUUUUCCGAAGUGAUGAAUGUUGAAAUUUUGAUCAGUAUCUAAAGGACCAGAGUACAGGGAAAGCACAUGCAAAACGUGUGACAUGGGACUGCUUAAAACACAUUACCGAGAAUUGAUAUUGGGUUCAGACCCAUCACAAGUUUCACCUAUAAGCCAUAAGAUAGGAAAGCCCAAGAAAACGUUUACCAGAAAUAUUUCAUGAAUUAGGCAUUGCGUUUUUAAUGGCUUUGAGUGUAUAAUAAUGUUUACCAUCUGAUUAAUUACUGUUUAAAUGAGGCUAAUGUUGAUACCAGUUAUUUCUGUAACUACUGUCCACCUUAUAUUACAUAUAGAUAAUAAUAUCACUGGUCGCAUUUAACACAUUAUUUUGUCCAUUACAGAAUACAUUAUGCAUGUACUUUUCAGUGAAAUUUGGGAAUGAAUCACUACUUCAUAUAUUAGUAAAUAAUUACUUCUAGCAAUAUAUAUUAAAGUGGUAGUGGGAUAUGUUUUAAUCAAAAUAUAUAGAAAAGUUCAAAGUUACUAUAAUCAGAAAUUAACAGUUAUUAUAAUCAAAAUAUAGACUAAAUUAACAGUUAUAAUAAUCAAAAUAUAGAGACAAAUUAACAGUAUGCGUCAUAUUUUUUGGUAUACCGGUAAUUACAUUUGGAGAAUUAUUUAAUAUUACUUAGAUAUAACUUUCAAGUAUAUGCUAGAAUAGAUAUUGAUAUAAAGUGAACAGAAGACAUCACUGUAUUCUUGUCAGAUAAGUGGAUUGUUAUUUUGUAAAGUGCUUUUUUUUUUUUUCUUUUUUUUUUUUCAUACUACAUGUAUGUAAUUAGUGAGAUCAUGUAAAUAUAACCU